Folsomia candida is the source of this 5338-nucleotide messenger RNA. RefSeq lists its product as uncharacterized. The record is from RefSeq and is a predicted model, not a curated record. Lineage: Eukaryota; Metazoa; Arthropoda; Collembola; Entomobryomorpha; Isotomidae. Bases 1 to 1716 code for a protein of 571 amino acids. The transcript has 5 exons.
AUGCAAAAUUCAAGUUCACAUAUCACUGCUUCAGUAACAAGCCCAGACACCACCUGCCCUAUUAAACCAAUUAUUCAGACGGAACGCACUGCAAACAGAUGGGGGAGAAAUGUAAUCCAUCGACGGCUCUUGUGCCCAGUUUGCACGAAUGUUUCAUUCACUCAAUACAAACAUUUCUCAUACCAUCUUCAGAUUAAACAUGAGUGCCAUUGCUGCCUGUGCUAUGUGGACGAUAUUGACUUGCACUUAUGUUCGCCUGUCCAAACUGGUUCUGGAGCAAAUCAGCAGCCACAACUCAACAUUAAGUAUUUCAGCCUGGUUGAGAGUGUGUUCAGAGGAAUUAUUCUCACUUAUAGAUGCAAAUUUGAUGAUGUGGUGCUGGGAUCAAUUUCCGAGACAUUUGAGUACACUUAUGAUGAACUGGAAAGUAUCCUCACGUAUGCAUUGCAUCUCCAUAAGAACAUAAGGGUUUCUGUUUCAUUGGACGUCACAUUGGAACAUGUUAUUAAAAAAACUGAAAAAGAUGUUUCUCUAUUCACCCCAUUCAAUCGUUUGUUCAAUUCCAACUAUAUUUUGGAAACAAUGCGAGCAUGUGCUGACUAUAUAGGAACAAGUUUAGAGUUAUACUGUGACGGCGAAAGUGGAUAUUCACUUGUAUCUAUCAAUUCAUUAGAAGUUAAGUUAGGCAAAUACAAAACUGGCAUCGCAAAGGGCUAUAUUCGUCUGCCUAAGCAGCUCAGUGCAAGACACUUUUUGAACAUCAGAUCUCCAGACCCAGAAGACGCUUUAUGUUUUGUCAGAUGUGUUACCGCUGGGCUAUGCAGAAGAAGAAUAUGCUUGCCGGAUGAGCCAAAUAAACAAUGGGAUGACCUAAACAAAAAUGAAAAGAGACGCCUCAAACGGCUAUGGGAAAAGUCUUCCUUAUAUGAACAUUUAAUUCAAGAAUUCAGCGAAACAAAUGAAAUAAAUUUCUCUGGCUGUUAUAACGGUGUCGACCUGGAUUCAGUGUCGCAUUUUUUGGAUAAUAAUCCUUCCAUUUCAUUGACAAUUUUUGGGAAUGAUGGGAAAUCACUUUAUCCUAUUCGUCCAGCUGCAGAAAUUAAAUCACGUCACUGCGAUUUAUUAUUGCUCAAGCAGCCUAUACUUCAGCAUGACAAGCCAAUGCCUACAUCUUUUCUUGACGUUCAAUAUCGGUAUCAUUAUUGCUUGAUUAUGACGUUGCCAAUCUCGUAUGAGUCAGCGGGCAGACACCACAGGAAACAAGUUUGCCAGUUUUGCUUCGGGACGUAUCGCAAUCUUGCUCGUCAUCACGAGGUUUGCAUGCAAAAAGACGGAGUGAGAAAAGUUACAUUCCCUAAAGAGGAUUACUUUUCUUUUAAGCAUUUCAAUAGUUAUGAGGAGAUUCCCUUUAAAAUUUACUUCAAAUUCCAUUACUGUCAAUCUCCCGAAAACGACACGAGAAGCAAUUAUCCCGGAGAAUUUUUUUAUACGAGCAUACAUGGUAAUUUAGAAGUUUGCGGAUACAGUCUGUGUGUAGUUGGUGCUGUGAAUAAAAUGAAAAAUCAACUACUUUCCACUCAUUCAUUUUUUGGAAACAAUGCAAUUGAAUUAUUUUUGAAGCAAAUAUUCGAAUUAACCGAACAAAUUAGGGAUCAAGUGUUUUUUUCAUUUGAAAUGCCCAAUCAUUAUGACACCUCUACAACAACUGGAGCAUAAAUUGAGUACACAUUGCCGAUUAUGUACUGCUGAGUUUUCGGUGGAAUCUCCAAAAGUAGCCGAUCAUGACAAAAUUACUGGGGAAUUUAGAGACUCUUUGUGCCAAACCUGUAAUUCUCUCGUCAGAAUUAAACCCACACCAAUUGUUGUCGGGCACGGAGUUGCGGAAAGAGAAUUGCACAACAUACUUACAAGCUUAAAAGGCGAAUGGGUCUCCAAGGCCAAAAUAAUAAUGAAAACUGGCAAUGAGAUCCUAUUAUUAGAGAUAAUGGGAGUUAGAUUUGUAGAUUUCCAGUUUUUUCUCGACGCCCCCAUUGAACAAAUUAUUACCAGGUACAUUGGAGCAAACACAGUAGAUACAUGGGCGACAAGAUGUCCGCUAUUAUACGAAUGGUACAAGGAAAAACAAGAAUAUGUGCACAAAUUAAUUCCCUGCCUUGCAUACCCUGCAGCAUUUUACACUGGGCCAGCGAGCAUGGAAUAUAAUGAGUUCCCUCACCAAGAUCUUAUCGGAUUGCCAGACACAGAAGAAAAACUAUCCAAGUCAAGAGACGCAUUCAGCUUGUUUGACUGCAAAAAUUUUCGUGAUUAUGCUACACUAUACGGAACAUCACAAGUAUUGCUAUUAGCUGAUGUUGUAACUAACUUUUUAAAGUUUACUAUGGAGAAAUUCGAGCUCUGUUUUUUGCAUUACGUUACAUUAUCCAGUUAUGCUUGGGAUAUCUGCAGAAAAAUAUUUAAAAAUAUUUAACGGCUUCCAGUUCAUCAAAGAUAAAGAAAUGAUUGAAUUUCUCGACUUUGUGGGGGGGCCGUGCGGAAGUGUGUGUAGACUUUUGGAGGCAAAAAAUGAAAAGCUAAAUACAUUUACGACAGACAAGGAACGGUCCCACAUAUUAGUGGUGGAAUAUUAUUCGAAAUAGCAAAAUUCCCCACUCUGAAUUCGAGUGGGUGGAGGAUUUAUCGAGUAUAAAUAUUGACAACUACGACGAAAAUUCUGACACAGGCUACAUCAUUUCUGCUAAUUUAGAUUAUCCGCGGGACGUAGCACUAAGAACAUUAAAUUUGCCAUUGAUGCCUUACCAUCGUAGCGUGAGUUUGCAAGAAUUGACGGAUAAGGAAAAAAAGGCAUGGGUUGAGAUGCAAGGGACUGGGAAUUCACGAGGAGUAGAAUCCAGGAUCAUACUAGAUGUACACAAUAAGACUGAUUACAAAUGCGAAAUUGCAACAUUAAAAUAUUACAAAUCAAGAGGAAUCGUUAUUCGUAAAAUUAAUAAGGCAAUCAAGUACAAGCAGACAAAUUGGUUAGGUGAAUUUUACGAGUUGGUGUCCUUGCUCCGGAGAGAAGCAAAGUUAUCAGGCGAUGAAAUUGGGUAUAUGUUUCUUAAGCAUAUCCACAAUCGAAUAUUUGGUUACCUAAUGCUUUCCUCCGAAAAGUACGUUGAUGUCCACAUUGCAUGUACGUCCGACGAAGCAAUUAAAUAUAUGUCGAAGCACAAUUUCAUGUCUUACCAAAUACUGAACCAAAACGAAGAGAUUGUCAUGUUCUCGAUGCGAAGAAAUACAGUUCACUAUAACAAGAACCCUGCUGCUGCUUCUUUUGUCCUUCACAGGUUUUUUAUACUUCAUUCAUUGCAUUGAAAAUUUAGAAAAUAAAUAGGAGUAAUUUACUAUAGGGCAAAGCGCUCACUGUAUUCGUUUAUGGAGAUGCUGGAAUCCAAACUUGGCCCAGGGUUGAAAGUUAGCUUUUAUGACACUGAAGCCAUAGCAUGCCAGGGUCCAGACCCACAUAAUAAUUUUUAUGAGCGACUGAAGACCAUUCCAAACUUGGACUACUCCGAAUUAAACCCCUUUCAUGUUCUAUAUGAAAGCUCCCAUGCAGGUGAAGGAGGAUACUGGAAGGUCCAAACGUUAGAGGCAGUGGAAAUUGUCGUAAGUUUCGAAAAAAACAUAAGGACGUUUGUAUAGUAAUUUUUGUACGUAGUCACUGCGAGGAAAGUGUUAUUCCGUCAAGGAAUUCUGUUCGGUCUGCAAUAGUUCUGGAGACCGUAACUGCAUCUGCUCCGGUCGGAAGGCCUGCUCAGGAUUUCCAGAUGCAAAACACAGAUUGACCCACGAGAUGUACAAAGAAUCGUUAUUUAAGAACCAACCACACUAUGUGGAUGUUAACCUUCUGCAGGCAAAAGAUCAUAAAUUGAAGAUUGUAAAAAAACGCUUCACUGCUUUUGGUUCUGUAAAUAGCAGUCGAAUAAUACUUGGGGAUGGCAUAAAUACUCUCCCAUUUGGUGCGGGUUGGCUGCGUCCUAUUCCUGAUCUAAUUCCAAUAAAAACUGAAUAAUCUAAAAUUAAUUUUAGAAAGUUUUUUUUAAAGUCCAAUUCAUGUUAAAGAUAUUUCUGAGAAACCGGUUAAAAGAGCUGCAAUAUAUUACUUUCCGUCAUUAUAUUUCCAACCUUUGAGGAGUUUUCAUGUCAUUCAUUCAUGGAAAAUAUCAAAUUAAAGUAACAACGAAAAUUUCAACCCACUUUGUUAGUAUAAGAGGAUGAAGAAAGUCAAUUGCGUAAAUUCGAAGUGCGAGUUGGAAUCCAAGAUGGCUACAAUGGGAGGAGGGCGACUACGUAUCCAAGGCGAAACAUAUAUUCCACUCCCAGAAAGUACUUCAAAGAAACCCAAAGUAGUAAAAGCGAUAAAACAAGGUGGUGGUGGCUCCUCCACAACCAGAUCAGCACCGAGUGCACCUAAACGAAAAGUAUCUCCCAAGAAAGCUGUGGCAUCUCCCAAGAAAUCGAUCAAAAGAAAAUAAACCAAGUAAAGCAAAUAACUAAAAAAAGUAAUAAAGAAAUACAACGGGUUAACCCUCUGAAUGUGAGUUUGUCAAAAUUUGGUGAAAGAUAAUGAGUUGUGCUAAUUAUUUUGUUGUUCUAGGAAUCAUCAAAUUGCCCUGAUCUGCGGAUUCGAGGUCCGUAAAUGCUAUACAAUUCAUGUAACUUUUUAACAUUUUGGUUUAAUUAUUAAAGAAAUUCAUGGUAUCGUUAACAUUUUGGUUUUAAUUGUUAAACAAACCCAUGUCAUCGUUAAAAUUUUUUAAAAUGAAUAAAAUUAGGUCAAUUUUGUUGAAAUUGGGCCAAAUUUGUUUAAAAUUUAAUAACUAAGUUAAACAAGUUCAUAUAAUGUUUAGCAUCUUACAAUGAAUAAAAUUUGGUUUUGGGAAAAUAUAAACAGUCUGUUUCUUCCUUUUUCAUUCAUAAAUGGAUGAAAUGAAUCCAUGGCUUUCCUUCACAAACCACAUCAUUAAACACAUACAAACAAAACCAGGAGCAUCAUUACUUUCACACACACACACUACGAGCUUCUAAUACUGGUGAAAUGGAGUCAGUCUGUUUUCGCACUGAGUGAGUGAGUGAUCUAAAUAACACCGUGGUUAUUAUACAUUUUCCAGCCAAGAACAUGAGGAAUCUUCAACUUGCCCCUGAUUUACGGAUUCAAUGUCGCCUUCAGUAAUUGCUAUUCAACAAGUUCGUGUAAUCUCAUUUUGGUUUAAAUUGAAUUUUUAACAUGUUUAAGUUGAAUAAAAUAUUGGUCAAUGUUAAACAAAUGUGGUUAAAAUUUAGCAAUUAAGUUAAACAA